AUGUCAUUUUUCAACUACAAAGACCAUAUCGAGGAAGGCGACUUGGUGCUUGCAUUCAUCAAUAGAACUACUAUCAAGCCCAUCUAUGUCAAAACUGGUGAAAUCCUCAAUACGCGAUAUGGCCAUUUCCUUCACUCAUCAAUGAUUGGCAUGAAGUAUGGCGCACAAAUGCGUGGGGCUAAGGGAUACGGUUUCAUUCAUUUGUUGUACCCUACUCCCGAAAUGUGGACCUUGUCAUUGCCUCACAGGACCCAAAUUGUAUACACUCCAGAUUCUUCAUACAUUAUACAGCGAUUGAAUGUCCGAGCUGGAUCAAGAGUCAUUGAAGCUGGAACGGGAUCGGCGUCGUUUACACACUCUUUUGCAAGGACAGUGGGAGAAAGUGGGAAAGUUUUCACAUUUGAAUUCCAUGAACCAAGGUAUUUGGAGGCCAAGACCGAGUUGCUGGAUCACGGAUUGACCAAUACCAUUAUUACCCAUCGCGAUGUUUGCAAUGGAGGUUUCAAUAUUAGUGAUGACACAAUUGAUGGAGACAUGGUAUUUUUGGAUUUACCUUCACCUUGGGAUGCCAUACCGCACUUGGAUACUGUUGUUGCAAAACAGAGGCAAGUGGGGAUCUGUUGCUUCUCCCCUUGCAUUGAGCAAGUUGCCAAAACAGUCACUGCAUUGGAGGAAAACGGAUGGACAAAUAUAGAGAUGGUUGAAAUUGCCGCGAAAAGGUGGGAAGCACGCAAGGAAAUGAAAAGAGAUGUGAAUAAUGCUAUAAACAGAAUCAAAGAUAUACAGGAAAGAAAACAACACGGCAUUGAAAGCAGAAGAGCUGGCCAUCCGCCGCAAAAGUUGGCAAAAUCCGAAGAUUCUUUCAAAUCGGCAAGAAAGAGCGCCAAGGUAAAGGAAGGCGAAGACGGAAGCAUGAGUUCACCAAUUGGUAUGUGUGAUAAAGACUUUUUUUUGGUCCGUAAAUGUAAUACUAACACCCCUACAGUGCUUGAUCAAGGAACUGGGUUUGUAAAGAUUGGUAGAGCAGGUACCAAUUUCCCUGACUACACUUUUCCCUCUAUGGUGGGAAGGCCAAUAUUGCGAGCAGAAGAACGUAACCUUCUUGUACCAGAUGAUAUUGAGAUCAAAGAUAUAAUGUGUGGGUCGGAAGCAAGUCAAGUGAGAUCAUUGCUUCAAAUCAACUACCCAAUGGAGAAUGGUAUUAUAAAGAACUGGGAAGAUAUGGAACAUUUGUGGGAUUACGCAUUUUACGAAAGAAUGAAAUUGAAUCCACAGGGACAAAAGAUCUUGUUGACUGAACCACCGAUGAAUCCUCUCAAGAAUAGGGAAAUGAUGUGUCAGGUCAUGUUUGAAAAAUAUGGAUUUGAUGGGGUUUAUGUUGCCAUCCAAGCGGUGUUGGCAUUGUAUGCACAAGGGUUAAGUUCUGGUGUUGUUGUUGACUCGGGUGACGGUGUGACCCAUAUUGUUCCAGUGUAUGAGUCAGUUGUGUUGAACCAUCUCACAAAGAGAUUGGAUGUUGCAGGAAGAGAUGUUACUAGGCAUUUGAUUAACUUGCUUUUCCGCCGUGGUUAUGCAUUCAACAGAACUGCAGAUUUCGAAACCGUGCGUCAAAUCAAGGAAAAGCUAUGUUAUGUGAGUUAUGACUUGGAGUUUGAUUCAAAAUUGGCUUCGGAAACUACAACCUUGGUGGAGUCGUAUGAAUUGCCUGAUGGAAGAGUUAUUAGGGUGGGAAGUGAGAGAUUUGAAGCUCCUGAAUGCCUAUUCCAACCACAUUUGGUUGAUGUAGAACAGCCAGGAGUUGGAGAAACUUUGUUCAAUACCAUCCAAGCAGCUGAUGUUGACGUAAGAUCCUCCUUGUUUAAAGCGAUUGUCUUGUCGGGUGGUUCCUCAAUGUACCCUGGAUUACCAUCAAGAUUGGAAAAAGAACUCAAACAAUUGUGGUUGACAAGGGUCUUACGCGGUGAUGCUUCAAGACUAGACAAGUUUAAGGUGAGGAUUGAAGAUCCACCAAGAAGGAAGAAUAUGGUUUUCAUUGGUGGUGCAGUUUUGGCAAACAUAAUGGCCGACAAGGACCACAUGUGGAUUUCAAAGCAAGAGUGGGAAGAACAAGGACCUAGAGUAUUACAAAAGUUGGGACCUAGAUAG
Lodderomyces theae is the source of this 2145-nucleotide messenger RNA. Its product is annotated as ARP2. The transcript is spliced from 2 exons. Bases 1 to 2145 code for a protein of 714 amino acids. Gene Ontology annotation, molecular function: actin filament binding. Gene Ontology annotation, cellular component: tRNA (m1A) methyltransferase complex; Arp2/3 protein complex; actin cortical patch. The record is from RefSeq and is a predicted model, not a curated record. Gene Ontology annotation, biological process: Arp2/3 complex-mediated actin nucleation; tRNA methylation. Lineage: Eukaryota; Fungi; Ascomycota; Pichiomycetes; Serinales; Debaryomycetaceae.